ACUUGCGCAGUGAAAAUAGGUCAACAAAUUGUUUUGAUGCAUUUGUGACGAAAGCAACGCAAAAACAAAGGCGAUUACAACCCAACCCGAUUGAAUCUCCGAAACAAAGCAGUCGCUGGCUUAUCACGCAUCGGGAGUGAUUGCUGGUGUGGUAACGCAUUUAUUUGUUGAUAUUUAGAAGAUUCGUUUUUCUUUCUAAGGGACGGCGAAACCGAUGGCCAGCCGUGAGAUAGUGCUAAAUCAUAGCGAGAACUGACCACACCGAGUGCCUAGUUGUAAAGUUUUGUUUGUCACUGCCAGCUACGCAGUAUUACGUAAAACAAAGGAAAUGAGGCUCGCAGGAGGCGUUGGGCCGUUGAAAGGCCUGCCGGUGCUGCUGCUGCUCGUAGCAACCGCCUGCAAUGGGCAGGUAUUUUACUACCAACCGGAACAGGUCCAUCUGUCCUUCGGUGAAACACCGCUGGAAAUCGUCGUCACCUGGAGCACCAUGACGGCCACGAACGAGUCGAUCGUCGAGUACGGGAUCGGUGGUUUGAUUUUGAGCGCCACCGGAACGGAGAAGCAAUUCGUCGACGGUGGUGCGGGCAAACACACGCAGUACAUUCACCGGGUGGUGUUGCGCGAUCUGCAGCCCUCGUCCCGGUACGAGUACCACUGCGGCAGCCAGUGGGGAUGGUCGCCCGAGUUUUACUUCCACACGACGCCGGCCGGUUCGGACUGGUCACCGUCGUUCGCCAUCUUCGGUGACAUGGGCAACGAGAACGCACAAUCGAUGGCACGCCUGCAGGAGGACACCCAGCGCCACCUGUACGAUGCGAUACUGCACGUGGGCGAUUUUGCGUACGACAUGAACACGAACGAUGCGCUCGUCGGGGACCAGUUCAUGAACCAGAUACAGUCCAUUGCCGCCUACACACCGUACAUGGUGUGUGCGGGCAAUCACGAGGAGAAAUACAAUUUCUCCAAUUACCGGGCCCGGUUCAGUAUGCCCGGCGGUACGGAAAACAUGAUGUACAGCUUCAACCUUGGGCCGGUGCAUUUUAUCGGCUUCUCGACCGAGGUGUACUACUUCAUGAACUACGGGCUCAAGACGCUGGUGAACCAGUACGAGUGGUUGCGUCGCGACCUGGAGGAAGCGAACCGGCCGGAGAACCGCCGUGAGCGCCCCUGGAUCAUCACGUACGGUCACCGACCGAUGUACUGCAGCAACGAUAACGAUAACGAUUGCACGCACAGCGAAACGCUCGUGCGCGUUGGGCUACCGUUCAUGCACUGGUUCGGGCUGGAAGAUCUCUUUUACGAGCAUGGCGUCGAUGUGGAAAUUUGGGCGCACGAGCAUUCGUACGAGCGACUGUUUCCGAUCUACGACUACAAGGUGUACAACGGUUCGUACGAGGAACCGUACCGGAAUCCACGCGCCCCAGUCCAUCUCGUGACCGGUUCGGCCGGUUGCAAGGAGGGCCGCGAACCGUUCAUCCACAAGAUCCCGGAAUGGAGUGCCAUUCACAGCCGCGAUUACGGAUACACACGCAUGAAGGCCAUCAACGGAUCGCAUCUGUACUUCGAGCAGAUUUCCGUCGACAAAGCAGGCGCUGUGAUUGAUUCCUUUACCAUCAUCAAGGAUGAACAUUUGCCCUACAAACAGCUGCUGGAACGUGACGAACAGGAACGGCAACGAUCUACGAGCACGAAGUAGGCUGCUAACGCACACACACUUCUACACCAUACAUUUAAAUACCUCUUCUUUUGAAGUAAAUAUUUCAACCAAUUUAUUUAGUGGAUCGGAAGUAAUACUUGAAACCACGCAAUAAACACACACACACGCACCGGAGAGGAAUGUACUUUCGUUGUGCGCUGUGCUGAGGGAGAUUCA
Messenger RNA from Anopheles stephensi (Asian malaria mosquito), 1873 nucleotides. Its product is annotated as acid phosphatase type 7. The record is from RefSeq and is a predicted model, not a curated record. The transcript is spliced from 3 exons. Gene Ontology annotation, molecular function: metal ion binding; acid phosphatase activity. The coding region runs from base 329 to 1696 and encodes 455 amino acids. Lineage: Eukaryota; Metazoa; Arthropoda; Insecta; Diptera; Culicidae.